AUGGCAGAUCGCACUAAAAGAUCUAAGAUCACAUCAUUAAUUGCAAAACUGAAAAGCCGGCAAGAGUUUAUUCCCCUGUUAGGUCCCAUUGUUGAUCGAAUUCACAUUGAACCACUACACUUAAAGAAUAAUGCUUGCGCCCUUGCUCAUCGCUACCUUCUAGAUGAGGUUAUUGCCAUUUCUAGCCUCCCAAAAGCCAUCAAAAUUUUUUCUGAGAUUCCAUCUAGUUCUCCGAUUGUCAG
Messenger RNA from Paramuricea clavata, 242 nucleotides. NCBI's taxonomy places the organism in Eukaryota, Metazoa, Cnidaria, Anthozoa, Malacalcyonacea, Plexauridae. The record is from the annotation of a GenBank genome assembly.